AUGACUGAAUGUGUAAAUCCCUUUGAAUUCUGUGAUAUUGUUACCUCAACGACCCAUAAGAGUCUUCGAGGUCCAAGGGGAGGUAUUAUUUUUUUCAGGAAGGGUUCAAAGCCAAGGAAGAGAGGGAUGCUUUUGACUCAAGGUGAUGCUAGUGAUAGAUAUGACUUUGAGGAGAAGAUAAACUUCGCCGUUUUUCCAGCACUGCAAGGUGGACCACACAAUAACCACAUUGCUGCCCUUGCCAUAGCCUUGAAACAAGUGGCUACACCCGAGUACAAGACAUAUAUGCAACAGGUGAAGAAAAAUGCACAGGCUUUAGCAUCUGCCUUAUUGAGGAGGAAUUGCAGACUGGUGACUGGAGGCACCGACAAUCAUCUGUUGCUUUGGGAUCUAAGAACUCUUGGAUUAACAGGUAAGAAUUAUGAGAAGAUCUGCGAGUUGUGUCACAUUACUCUCAAUAAAGUUGCUAUUUUUGAUGAUAAUGGCACUAUUACGCCUGGAGGUGUGAGGAUUGGUACUCCUGCUAUGACAUCAAGAGGUUGCCUUGAGGCUGAUUUUGAGACAAUGGCCGACUUUCUCCUCAGAGCUGCGCAGAUUGCAAGUUCAGUGCAGAGAGAACAUGGUAAAUUGCCAAAGGCUUUCCUAAAGGGUCUUCAGAACAACAAAGAUAUUAUUGACCUACGGAACCGAGUUGAAAGUUUUGCAUCUCAGUUUGCAAUGCCAGGAUUUGAUGUGUAACUUGGUCAGAGAUGGAAGUCAUGAAUGUAUGUCUUCCUGUAGCCAGGACUGACAUCUGCUCUACAUGGUAAUAAUUGCAAAGCACAUUUAAUUCUUUCCCGCGCACUUGACUCAGCUUCUCUGUAUGAUGUUCUCUCCAGUCUCUGCUGGCAGCCAACCUUUAAAAAAUUACAGUGUAGCAUCACACAUUACUUGGCAUUUGAUGCACCAUUCCUGCUGUUUUGGUCAACUGGCUAUGUCUCUACUGUGUCUUGACGUCAAAUGCUGUGAUUCCAAGGUGUGUAAAAAUUAUUCCAGAGUGACGGAUCCUCGCCUUAUAUCUUUCAUAAUUUUGGGGAGCUUGGUAAUCUUGUGAGUUUGAUACAGGGUGUGAAAUCCCUGUACCUUCUGCUAUUGUUUGAUCCAUUAAAGGCGACUCUGGGUCAAUUAUUUCUUAGCUUACUGUUUCUGUUUUUUUUUUUUUUUGUACUCACAGAAGUUAUACACUUAUAUACAGCAUAAACUAUGGUUCUUCACUCUUUUUUUUUUUUUCUGGAAG
Molecule: messenger RNA, 1276 nt
Organism: Ilex paraguariensis (yerba mate)
Lineage: Eukaryota; Viridiplantae; Streptophyta; Magnoliopsida; Aquifoliales; Aquifoliaceae
Source: the annotation of a GenBank genome assembly